Molecule: messenger RNA, 3373 nt
Organism: Marmota monax (woodchuck)
Lineage: Eukaryota; Metazoa; Chordata; Mammalia; Rodentia; Sciuridae
Gene: Nutm1
Product: NUT midline carcinoma family member 1
Exons: 7
Coding region: 1-3357 (1118 amino acids)
Source: RefSeq, a predicted model, not a curated record
AUGGCUUCAGAUGGAGCAUCUCCACUUCCGGGACCAGAUGUGACUAUGAAACCUGGUGCUGCCCUAUCUCCUUUUACUGCGCUUCCCUUUCCCCCACCUACUCCUGGCCCACCAGACCAGCCACUCUGGGAGCCAUCUCCACAGCCCUCCCUGACUUCUGCAUUCUCUCCAGGCAACCCUCUGGUGCUCUCUGCUUUCCCCAGCCCGCUGUUGGUGACUGGAGAAGCCAGCUGUGGCCCCAGUGGGGCUGGGACUGCGACUGGGAAGGUCAUUGUCAAAGUCAAGGCAGAAGGGGGACCAGCUGAGCCCUCUCAAACUCAGAACUUCAUCCUUACUCAGACAGCCCUCAGUUGGAUUCCCUCAGGUGCUCCCUGUGGGGGCUCUGAGGGUCCUCCUGCCCAGUACAUUACAGCUUCUAAUAUGAAGCCCAUCCUGCCCACUGAAGCUGUUGGGGUGAGCCAGGAGGGUCCCCCAGGCCUUCCUCAGGCUCCACCACCAGCUGCCCAACUGGCCCCUAUUGUGCCUCCAGAAAAGGCUUGGCCAGGGCCUCAAGGGGCACUUGGGGAAGCAGGUUCUGCAUCCACCCAGAAGCCCUCACUAGGUGACCUGGCCUAUACUUCCAAGGGCGUUUAUGAGAAUUUCCGACGCUGGCAGCGCUACAAGGCCUUGGCCCGGAGGCACAAAUCCCAAAGUCCUGAUGUAGAAGCUCUUUCCUGCUUUCUUAUCCCAGUGCUUCGCUCUCUGGCCCGCCUGAAGCCUACCAUGACACUGGAGGAGGGACUGCCGAGGGCUGUGCAGGAGUGGGAGCACACCAGCAACUUCGACCGGAUGAUCUUUUAUGAAAUGGCGGAAAAGUUCAUGGAAUUUGAGGCAGAAGAGGAGCUGCAGAUACAGAAUGCACAACUGAUGAAUGGUGCCCAGGGAUUGCCUCCUGCAGCCCCUUUGAAAUCUGAUCCUCCAGGGCCACCAGUCCCUGAGGUUUGCCAGCAGCCAGUGUACAUUCCAAAGAAGGCAGCCUCCAAGGCACGGGCUCCCCGCCGGCGGCAGCGCAAACCCCAAAGGCCUCCAGUUCCUGAGGCACCCAAGGAGAUUCCACCAGAAGCUGUGAGAGAGUAUAUUGACAUCAUGGAAGGGCUGGAGGGGAAUCACUUGGCCACUGGGGAGUCGGAUGGAAAACAGGAGGAGCAACAGGAGGAAGAAGCAAUGUAUCCAGAUCCAAGUCUCCUGAGCUACAUCGAUGAGCUGUGUUCUCAGGAGAUCUUUGUCUCCAAGGUGGAGGCCAUUAUUCACCCUCAAUUUAUGGCAGAUCUGCUGUCUCCAGAACAGGAGAGAGAUCCUUUAGCCUUAAUGGAGGAGCUGGAACAAGAAGAAGGACUCACUCUUGCCCAGCUGGUCCAGAAGCGACUCUUGGCCUUGGAACAGGAGGAUGUGGAGACGCCUCCAAAUUAUAGUGCAGCUCAGUUGGUCUCGAGCCAUUCUGUUUCUGAUAAGGAUGAAGGUGGGGGUGGGAGGCCUCGGACAUCAUCUGGGCCACAGCAGGGUACUGUUUGCCUUGGAAAAGCUGUUUCUUCAGGAAAGCAGGCAAGAGAAAUGCAUGGUGGGCAGCAGCGAGCUCUAGAUGGUCUAAGGGGAAUGCGCAGGGAGGGGAACACUCUGCCAUCCUCGAGUUGGGACCUGCAGGUAGAACUUGGGGCUUCACAGGGAACUCAGGCACUCUUGGGUAUGGAGAGAAAAGGGUCUAGGAAGGUCAUAAACCAACUGUCACCACAUCAGGAGGGCCACCUGGGAGGUGCUAGGUCCCCUGGGCACUGCUUGGCAGCUGACAGGACUUCAGAGGCUUUGCCCCUUUGCUGGCAGGAAGGCCCCCAGCCCAAGAAAGCUCCUAGUUUGGAUGUUGAGCUUGAAAAGCCAGCUCCUCCACAAGGACAAGGGUUAGAAAAGCAGGGUCUGGGGCUGCAGACAGUACAACAGAUGGGGGAACUUGAAGUGCUUCCUCAAGGGAAAGAGCCUUCAGCAGCACUCCAGGAAGGCUCCUCAGGAACCAUGUGCAGAGAUGACAGAGGUCCUCCCAUGGUUCAGAACUGUGAUCAAAAACCUUCCCCUGGAGCAGCUGGGGACAGGGACAGGACCUCUCUUAGCCCAGGACUGUGGCUGAGCAGUGAGAUGGAUGCUGUAGGCUUGGAGUUGCCCUUACAAAUUGAAGAAGUCAUAGAGAGCUACAAAGAUGGGGAAUGUAUAACUGAGCAUCAGGAACUGGGCUCCGGGAACAGCAUUUCUCUGGAUUCUGGAGAAACCACGGUGCCUAGGGAUGUGGGGAGCAGUGUGGUUCCCUGUGGAGAGACAGAUGCCACAGCUGCCCUAGAAAAGAGAAACUACUGCAGCUUGUCAGUACCUCUGAGGGCCAAUAGCCCAGUCUUGGGACCCAAUAGAGAACAGAUCCCUGAGACAAUACAGGACAGUGAUCUCUGGGCUGAAGGUUGUUCUCCACUGCUGGAAAGCAGAGUUGGUACCUCCACAUUGGGGUCUUUCAAAGAAACCCUGAUGCCUGCAUGUCAAGGCAAUCCCAUUAUUCUAGGGACCCAGGAUGCUUCCUCCUUCCCGGAGGGCAGCCAAGAGGCAGGGAGCAGAGGAAAUCUCUUUUCUCCUCUGUUGGAAACCACAGAACAUAAAAACAUACUAAAUGUUAGAGAUAACUGUAACCUCCAACUAGGGGUCAGCAAGGAUACCUGUCCUAUAAAUUUUACUUCUGAUGAUCCUCAAGGAGUGGGCAGGGAAGACAAGGGUUUGUCUAAGCUGAACGACCUUGUUCCUUUACAAAGCAAUCAAGACACCUUGACACUGAGGGCCUCCCAAUCAACAUCUCCUCACCAGGGCCUUCAGAGCUCUUCCCCUAGAUGGGGAACCAGGGAUGCUUUAGUCUUGAGAGAAACCUCUCCUAUGAGUAAAACACACACCUCAGAUGUGAUAAAAGGAGGGGAAAAGGAGGAGGGGGAAGAUGAGGAAGAUGAGGGGCUCUCUAACUUUACCUACCUCUUGGCCUCAAAACUAAGCCUGUCUCCAAGAGGGCCUCCCCUCAGUCCUUGCCAAGCCUCAGGAAGUCGGUCCAUCCAAAGAGCAUCCUACCCCUCCACUGAGGAAAGAGGCCUUAGCCAAGCUCCAUAUCCUGUCAAGUCUGGGAAGCGGGCUGUAGUUGGAGGUCCAGCUGCUGCUGAAAAGAGACCCCAAUCAGGAACUCAACUUGGGGUCCCUGGGGAGAAACCCCUGGCUCUGGGAGCUGUGCGACCCUCACAGCCUCGUAAAAGGCGGCGUGACAGUUUUGUCACAGGCAGAAGAAAGAAACGACGUCGUAGCCAGUAGGAAGCAGAGGGACCAU